Paramecium primaurelia is the source of this 4913-nucleotide messenger RNA. The record is from the annotation of a GenBank genome assembly. Lineage: Eukaryota; Ciliophora; Oligohymenophorea; Peniculida; Parameciidae.
AUGUAUAAAGAAGAAGCAAUUCCAUUAAUCACAUAUGAUGCUUAAAAUAGAAGUAAGUAAAUAUUCAAUAGAUAGCUUACAAUUUGGCAGAAGAGGCGGCAAAAAUGAUUAGAUCUAUAAAUAAUCCAAUUGCAAUUAUCUCAGUAGCAGGUUUGUAUAGAACAGGAAAAUCAUAUCUAUUAAAUAGAAUAGUACUCAAUCGUAGCAAUGGUUUCGGAGUUGGACCAACAGUAAAUCCAUGCACAAAAGGAAUGUGGGUUUGGGGAACACCCAUUACAGUUGGAAAGACUUCAAUUUUAAUAGUAGAUUCAGAAGGAACAGGUGCUUUGAAUGACUCAGAUGUUAAUCAUGACACAAGAAUAUUUGCUCUUGCUGUUUUAUUGGCAUCGUCAUUUGUUUAUAAUUCAGUUGGAGCUAUUGAUGAAGGAGCAUUAGAAUCAUUAAGCUUUGUUGUCAAUUUGACAAAAUUCAUAUAAUUAAGAUCAAAUGAAGAGCCAGAUUCUGAAGAAUAUGGAGAAUUUAUGCCUUAAUUCUUUUGGGUAUUAAGAGAUUUUUCAUUAUAAUUGUUGGAUAACAAUGGAGACACUCUUACAAGUCAUCAAUAUUUAGAGAGAUCUUUAUAAGAAUAACCAGGAUUUUGUGAUAGAGUAGAGGAGAAGAACAGAAUAAGAAGAUUAUUGAGAACAUUCUUUCCUGAAAGAGAAUGUUUUACAUUAGUAAGACCAGUUAAUAAUGAGAGUUAAUUAUAAUCACUUUAACAUUUGGAUCUUAAAUAAUUAAGACCAGAAUUUUAUGAAUAAGCAAUAUCUUUGAGGAAAAUGCUGUUUUCUAAAGUGAAACCUAAAUAAUUUAGAGGGAAAACACUUACAGGUGGAAUGUAUAUCAAUUUGAUUAAGUAAGAGUGUAUAAAAUUAAUUUAGUUCUUAUUUAUAAGCAAUGAAUAAUGGAUGUGUAGCCACGAUUGAGAGUUCAUGGACAUAUGUAUUUAGAGAAGAAUGUAGAAAAUUAUAAACAGAAGCAUUUGAAAUAUAUGAAAAAUAGAUUAAAGAAAAUUUGCUUUCAAAACUUCCAACUACUCUUGAGGAUAUAAAGGCUUUGAAUAAAGUAUGUAAGAAUAAGGCUAUUACACAUAUGGGGAAUAAUGCUGAAAUAAUUCCAUAUGUAAAUGAAUUAAAACAAAAGAUUAAAGGUAAAUUUGAGAAUCUUUUGGCUUUUAAUGAAACUGAAUCUAUGGCUUUAUGUAAAUAAUAUUUGGUAUCAUAAUUUGCUCCUAUUGAUCAAAAAUUAAAAAUGUCAGAAUAUAAAUCUUAUGUUGAAUUUGAAAAGGAUUUAAAAUUGUUCAAUAUCUUUUUGGAUGAACAUGGACCUAAGGUUGUUAAAAGAAAAUAAAUGUUUGUAGAAUUUAUAUAAAAGAUGACAAAUGAAGGAGCUACAUUUUUUGUAUAAAAUAUCCAAUAGGAUUUUGAAGGAUAUAAGAAGUUUUCUGAAGAACAAAUAAAUAAAUUAUAAAAUGGAUUAAACACUAUAAAAAUAGAUUCACAAAAAUAAUUAGAUUAAUAGAAUUAAUAAAUUAAAUAAUUAAAUUAAUAAAAUAAUGAAAUAACACAAAAAUAUAAAAUAUAAUGUGAUGAAUUAGAAAAGUUGAAAUAAAAAAAUACAUAAACUACAUAAUAAAUGAAAACAUAAUUUGAAAAUGAUUAUAAUAAAUUGUAAACUAGUUUUGAAGAAUUAAAAUAGAAAUGUUAGAUGGCUGAAGAAUCAUUAAAGAAUGCAGAAAGAGAGUAAUUUAUUUUGUAGAGUGAAUCAAAAAAGAAAGAAGCUUUAUUAGAAUAGAAAAUAUCACAUUUAUAAAAGUUGAAUGAUGAAUUCAACAAAAAAGAGAAAUAAUAUGAUUCAUCUUUGAUGACAUCUAAGAGUGAGUUUUCUGUUAAAUUGAGAGAAUUAACAGCAUCUUAUGAAUAAACUUUAAGUGAAGUAAGAGCUUAGAAUUUGUAAUUAAAUGAAAAGUUAUAGGAGACUUCAGAUUAAUUAAUGUAAUUAGAAAUUAAAUAUGAAAAUUAUUAUUAAGUUUAAACUCAUAAAGAAGAGACUUAAAGUAAUGCUAUCAAGAAAUUAAUGUAAUCAUAAUAAACAUUACAAGAAUAAAUUAAUAUUGAAAUUUCAAAAAAUAAAUAACUUUAAGAUGAAUUAUUAUAGACUUAAAUGUAAGUAGAAUCAAAUGAAGUUGGUGAAUAAUAUAAAUAAUAAGUUAAAUUAUUGGAAAUUAAAUUAUAAGAAUAAAAAUAAAUAUAAUUGAAGAGUGAUGCAGUUUUGAAUCAAUAAAUUUAAUUUUUGUAGAUGGAAUUAGAAGAAAAGAAAAAUACUAUUAAUGAUGUCAAAAAAUCUCAUGAAUCAGCAAUGUUGGCUUUAGAAUAAUCAUAAAAUACAUAAAAUUAAUAAUAAUUAAAUAAAUCUCUUAUUGAUUUGAAAGAAUAACAUAUGAUUGAAAUUAGAUAAGCAGAACAAAAUUCAUAACAGUUAAGAAAACAAUUACAAUAAUAAUUAGAUUAAUUAUAAAGUGAACUAUAAGAAGCAGAAAUGAGAGGGGAUGUAUACUUAUAAGAAAAGAAUAAAUUAUAAGAAGAAUUAAAUGAAAGUUAUUAAGUUUAAGAUGAAUUGAAAUAAAAGAUUUAAUAAUAAUUAAAAGAGAUGGAAUCAAAUAAAUAUACAUAAUUUAGAGAAAAGGAAUUAAGAAUGAAUUAAAGAAUUAAAUAAUUAGAAGAGGAAUUAAGUUAAUGCAAAUAAUAACUAUAAAAUAUGGGUAAUGUAGAUAAAAAUAGUAUUGAAUAAUAAGUGAAUGAAUUAAGAAAUUAUUAUGAAAUGGAAAAGGAUGUUUUGGAGAGAAGAAUUCAUGAAGAAAGAUAGAAAGCUGAUUAGAAAUAUUAAAUAUUAUUUGAAGAAUAAGAAUAGAAAAUGAGAGAUGAACAAUAAUAAUAUGAAGAAGAAAUAGAAACAUUAAAAGAUGAAUUAAGAGAUUUGGAAAUCAAUUUAACUACUUAAUAAUAAUAAUAUGAUAAUGAAAUAGAAUUAAAGAAUAAAUAACUUAAUUCUAUGGAGAAUAUUUUAAAUGAGACAAAAGAACAAUUAGUUUAAUUAUAAAAUACUUUCUAAACUUAAGUUGAAUAAAGAAUCAAUAAUCUUAAUGUGACAAUAUAAUCAUUAGAAAGUCAAUUAACUAAUUAAUAAUAGAAUAAUUAAUAAUUAGUUAAGGAAAAUUAAUUAAUGACUUAGAAAGUAGAAAAUUUGGAUGUCAAAUUCCAAUAAAAAUUAAGUGAAUUCAAAUAAUUGAAAGAAGAUUAAGAAAAGGAGAAAACUUAAUUAUAAGAGACAUUAUAAGAUUUGAGAAGAAAAUAUACUGCAACUUGUGAUGAAUAUUUAGAGAAGAAGAUAAAUUAUGAAAAAGCUAUAGCAUUAAGUGCUUAAUAGAAUGAAUUUUUCGCCAAAAAAGUUGAAGAAUUGGAAAGAUAAUUAGAGAGUUGUAAUUUGAAAUAUGAAGAGAGAAUAAAAAUAUAGAAAUAGGAAUGGACUUAAGAACUAUCAGAUAGAUUAUCAAAAUUAAAUGAAGAGAAAUAAUUGAUUGAAUCUAAAAGUACAUAGCUUAAGAAACAAUUAAGAGAAAAGGAAACUUAUUUAUUGAAGGCUUAAUAAGAUUUAGAAAAAGAAACUGCUUUGUCAAAUGAAAAAAUUGUAUAUUUAGAAUAGAAAUUAAGAGAACAUGAAUAAUAAACAUCAUCAGAGAAUAGUAAUGCUGCUAUGUAAUUGAAAUAAUUAAGAGAAUAAUUUAAUAUAUUAAAAUCAAAAUCAUCAUCUGAUAUAGAUUAACUAAAAUCAUAAUUGACAAAUCUUGAAUUUGAGAAGUAAGAAUUAUAGGCUAAUUAUGAGAAGGAUAAGAUAUUAUGGGUAUUAUUAUAAUUUAAUAUUUUUAUAGUAAGGAAAAACAUAAUUUUUAGAAUCAUAAAGAGAAUCAUUGAAACUAGAAUUAGCUGAUGCCAUGAGAAAAUUUGAAACAACAAUUCAAACAUUAUAAAGAUAAAGAAGUCUAGAAAGAAAUGAUCAUAAUUAAGAUAUAACAGAAAUGUUAAAUUAGAUUGAAAGAAAGUAUUAAGAUUAAGUUAAAGAUAUAUAACAAUAACAUUAAAAGAAAUGUGAUGAUUAUUAAGAGAGAAUUGAAAGAUUAGAAAAAGAACUUAAACAAUCUCAAAGUAAAGAGUUACUUGAUCAAUAAUCUAAGAUUGGAUAACAAUUUGAAAGAAAGACUGCAGAAUUAUUAGAGAAUGAGAAAAGACUAUUAAAUACAAUUGAAGAAUUAAAAUAAGAAAGAGAUCAACGUAUACUUGAACAUCAUGAAGAAGUAGAAUAAGAAAAAGAGUAUUGGAGAAAUAAAAUUAAUGAAUUAGAAGAAAGAUAAAGAGAAUCAGAUAAAAAAUAAUCUUAACUAAUUUUCUAUCAUGAAAAAGAAAGAGCUAAAUGGAGUUAAGAAAAAGAUUAUAUUAUGUAAUAAAAAAUGGAAUUGUAAGAUUAAUUAUCAAGAUUAGAGAAAAAGAAAGAAUUAUUACUAAAAGAAAAUGAAAAAAUGAAGAAUUCUUCAAAAAGUCUUAGAAAAUAUAAUCCUAAUCAAACUCUUAAUAAUAGUUAUUUAAAUAAAUAAGCAAGUGAUAAAAAGAUCCCUUCAUAAGUAUAUUAUUAUUCUAUUAAAUUAUUAGGAAGUAGUUAAUAUGAGUUAUGAUGUAACUAAAUCAUUAGAGGAUAAAGAUCCAAGUGCUAAAGAAAAUCUAUCUACAUCAACAACUUUUGGUAGUUUCAAAAAAUAUUAUUAAAUGAUGAACUCUAAACAAGUCAGUCCUAGUAAAAUAAAAGAGAUUUCAGAUAUUUGA